GAUGAAUUUGAAAAUGAGCAAAAGAAGAAGAAAAGCAUUGCUCUCAAGUCAAAUAAGGAUAAAGAUAAGAAGAAAGGAGUUGUACUUAAAGUUGACUCAAGUGACAACUCAAGUGCUUCAAGUGAUGAUGAUGAUGAAAUGGCUAUGCUUGCAAGAAAAUUCAAAAGAGCUUUCAAGAAGGGAGGAAGUAAAUACAAGAAAUUCCUAAAAAAGUAUACUCCCAAGGAUAAACGUUUCAAGGAUUCAAAAGAAGAAGUUGUAUGUUAUGAGUGUCACAAACUAGGACAUAUCAAGCCCAAAUGUCCAUUGCUCAAAAAGAAGAAAGGAAAAGAAGACAGGAGCAAGAAAGCUAUGAAAGUAGUAUGGAGCAACAGUGAAGAAUCUUCAAAUGAUGAAUCAAGUGACAAGGAGACUGCUCACCUCUGUAUGAUGGCAUUCGAAGAGAAAGUCGAAAGUUCACAAAAGGAAGAAGAAAGUGAUAAUGAGGUUUGUUUCAAAGGGAUGAAGGAAAGUGAAAAAUGGUAUGUAUAUAGUGGUUGUUCAAAGCACAUGACUGGUGAAAAGGACAAGUUUUCAAAAAUCACAAUGGUAGAUGGAGGACAUGUGAAAUUUGGAGAUAAAGAAAAAGGAAAAAUAAUUGGAAAUGGCACAAUUAGAACCAAACCUUGCAUUGAAGAUGUGUCACUUGUUGAAGGUUUGAAAUACAACUUGCUAAGUGUAAGCCAACUUUGUGAUAAAGGUUUUGAAGGCAUGUGCACAAGGAAAGCAUACAAGAGCAUCUUUUAA
Molecule: messenger RNA, 786 nt
Organism: Hevea brasiliensis (rubber tree)
Lineage: Eukaryota; Viridiplantae; Streptophyta; Magnoliopsida; Malpighiales; Euphorbiaceae
Exons: 3
Coding region: 139-786 (215 amino acids)
Molecular function (GO): zinc ion binding; nucleic acid binding
Source: RefSeq, a predicted model, not a curated record